CUAUGAAUGCAACAGCGCGCCCUCGUUGAACGUUGUCUUUUUUUCCCCUCAACUUUUCCCCCCCACAGCUUCGCUCAAGCCUGCCGCUGUUAUUAAGGCAAAAAAAGAAAGGAAGUGGCGACAGGCUAGCUGCUUUUAGCCGACCACAAGGCAGGCAAUACGGCUACUUUUUACCUCAAAGACGCCUUCAUCUUUGUACAACCGAGGCGUUUGAGUGCGCUACUUUUUUAGAGGGCUCGUUUAAUUUUUUUUUUUGUUUCCGCGCCGGUUUCAAGCUUGUUUCGUCUCCGGCUCUCAUCUUUGUCCGUCUCAGGCGCUGUUAGCCCCCCCAGUAAAGAUUUUCACCCGAAGAGCCAACGGACAAAACAUAAAAGAGGGCUGCUAACCCGUGAUUGUAUUUUUUUAUGUCGGUAUCAUCGCGGGGAGGACAUUGAAGGCAACACAAUGGAACUAGCCGCGAGGAAAGGUGCUGUGUGGUGAGAGGGAGGCGGUGGCUGCGGCAUGCUGAGGCAAUCCCCCCUGACUCAGGAUGAGUGUCAGAGAUGGCGGUGCCGCUGUGGCAACGUACACGGGUGGGGGAAGGGAGGGAGGAGACAGGCCAAUCAGCCCCAACGAUCACAACGGACGCUCCUACCUGCUCCAGAUCUACCCACGGCUCCCUGCUGAGUCAACCACCUGCUGCAAUCUCAGAGUGCAGAAGGAUGCCACAGCAGCGUCCGUGAUCUCGGACGCUGCCACGGCACUGGAGCUGGACCCCGGUCGCCUGUAUGUGCUGGCAGAGGUGAAGGAAUGUGGCGGGGAAGAGUGGGUGCUGGAGGCCGGCGAUCUCCCGGUCCAGAGGUUUCUGUUGUGGCCUCGGAAGGCCCAGGAGCAGCACCCGCAGAGCCUGGGCUACUACUUCCUACUGCAGGAGAGGAACAACGAUGGCACCAUUCAUUACGUCCACCUCCCUCCCUUGUCCAAAGAGCAGGAGAAACAGCGGCUCGCCGCCAGGGGCUUCCUCCCGCCUCCCCAGGAUGACUUUGCAGACCUCUGCAACCUCCCCAAACUCAACGAGGACAGCAUCCUAAACAACCUGCGCACGCGCUUCUACAAGAAAAAGAUCUACACCUAUGCCGGCAGCAUCCUCAUCGCCAUCAACCCCUUCAAGUUCCUGCCCAUAUACAACCCCAAGUACGUCAAGCUGUACGAGAACCACCAGCUGGGGAAGCUGGAGCCGCACAUCUUUGCCAUCGCAGACGUGGCCUACUACGCCAUGCUCAGGAAGAAGGUCAACCAGUGUAUCGUCAUCUCCGGAGAGAGCGGCUCGGGCAAGACGCAAAGCACCAACUUUCUCAUCCACUGUCUGACCGCGCUCAGCCAGAAGGGCUACGCCAGCGGCGUGGAGAGGACCAUACUCGGCGCUGGACCGGUCUUGGAGGCUUUUGGAAAUGCCAAGACGGCCCACAAUAACAACUCCAGCCGUUUUGGUAAAUUCAUCCAGGUGAAUUACCUGGAGACUGGAGUGGUGAGAGGGGCUGUGGUGGAGAAGUAUCUCCUGGAGAAGUCUCGUCUGGUCUCCAGGGAGAAGAACGAGAGGAACUACCACGUGUUUUACUACCUGUUGUUGGGAGCUUCAGAGGAGGACAGGAAGGAGUUUAAGUUGUUGCCGCCUGAAGACUACUUCUACCUCAAGCAGCAAAACUUUAAGAUCGAGGAUGAGGAGGACCUGCGCCAUGAUUUUGAGAGGCUGCAGCAGGCCAUGGAGAUGGUUGGCUUCCUUCCGGCCACCAAGAAGCAGAUCUUUUCCGUGCUCUCGGCCAUCUUGUAUCUGGGCAAUGUGACCUACCAGAGGAAGGCGACAGGCCGAGAUGAGGGCUUGGAGGUGGGGCCUCCUGAGGUCCUGGCCACGCUGUCUGACCUGCUGAAGGUGAAAGAGGAGCUUCUGGUUGAGGCGCUGACAAAGAGGAAAACGGUGACGGUCAACGACAAGCUCAUUCUUCCCUAUAGCCACUCUGAGGCGAUCACAGCUCGAGACUCCAUGGCCAAAUCUCUGUACAGCGCCUUGUUUGACUGGAUCGUCCUCCGUAUCAACCACGCGCUGCUCAACAAGAAGGACAUGGAGGAGUCUGUCCCGCGCUUGUCCAUCGGCGUCCUGGAUAUUUUUGGCUUUGAGGACUUCCAGACCAACAGCUUUGAGCAGUUCUGCAUCAACUAUGCAAACGAGCAGCUGCAAUAUUACUUCAAUCACCACAUAUUCAAUCUGGAGCAGGAGGAGUACCAAGCAGAGGGAAUCACCUGGCACAACAUCGACUACACAGACAACGUGGGCUGCAUCCACCUCAUUAGCAAGAAGCCCACCGGCCUCCUCUACCUGCUGGAUGAGGAGAGCAACUUCCCCCAUGCCACAGACGAGACACUACUAGCCAAGUUCAAGCAGCAGCAUCAGGGGAACAAAUACUUUGUGUCCACGCCCGUCAUGGAGCCCGCUUUUGUCAUUCAACACUUUGCUGGCAAAGUCAAAUACCAAAUCAAGGACUUCCGCGAGAAGAACACGGAUCACAUGCGCCCGGACAUCGUGGCGUUGCUGCGGAGCAGCGACCGAGCGUAUGUGCGGCAGCUCAUCGGCAUGGACCCGGUGGCCAUGUUUCGGUGGGGCAUCCUGCGGGCCACCGUCAGAGGCAUCGCGGCCUUCAACGAGGCCGGUCGCUCCUGGGCCGCCAAGACUUCGGGUGUUGUGCGUCCCAUCUCCAGAACCCCUUUGGGAGAGCUGCAGCGUGCUAACGCUCCCGUGGAGAGGAUGUACAAAAGAGUCUCUAUGCUUGAUUUCUACUUUGAUCACUCAGAGGAGCGCCCUCUAGAGGCCUUUGAAGACAUCUUUGCUAGCUAUGAGAGUAAGAAAGACAUGCAUGCGCAGAUCAUCAGAUCCAUUAAGAACUUGCAGAUGGAUGGUGAGGACCCUCGCAAGCUGCUGCAGUCCUGGGGUCGCCUCCGCUUCCCUCGACGCGUCCUCCAGAAGAACAAGGGAGCCAAACAGAAGCAGAUCAUCCCCAAGAAUCUGUUGGAUUCCCGGUCUCUAAAGUUCAUCGUGAGCCUGACUCUGCACGACCGCACCACCAAGUCUCUUCUCCAUCUGCACAAAAAGAAGAAGCCUCCCAGCAUCAGCGCCCAGUUCCAGACAUCUCUGACCAAACUCUUGGAAACGCUGAACAGAGCAGAGCCGUUCUUCAUUCGUUGCAUCCGCUCCAAUGCUGAGAAGAAGGAGAUGUGUCUGGAUGAGACCUUGGUGCUUCAGCAGCUGCGUUACACAGGAAUGCUGGAAACCGUUCGAAUCAGGAGGUCAGGCUACGGAGCCAAGUACACAUUCCAGGAAUUCCUGGAGCAUUUCAGGGUCUUGUUGCCAAAGAACUCCACGGCCUCCAAGGAAGACAUUUCAGCCUUGCUGGACAAGAAGUUGGCCUUUGACCCCACUACGUACCAGAUAGGCAAAACUAAGGUGUUUCUGAAAGAGCUGGAGCGCCAGCAGCUGCAGGACACGCUGCAUAAGGACGUGAUGCGGAAGAUCAUCUUCCUGCAACGCUGGUUCAGAGCUCGCCUUCAGAGGAAGGAGUUUGUGGACAUGCGACGGGCGUCCACUGUGAUCCAGCGCUCGUGGCGCAGGUACCGCGGCGAGGAACAAAGGCGGCGGGCAGCCAGGCUCAUCCAGGCUGUCUGGAGGGGGCACAGGCAAAGAUCGGCGUUUCGUCGCCAGAGGCAAGGUGCCACCAAGAUACAAGCUCUGGUUCGAGGGCACUCGGCACGACGGAGAUGCCACUCCAUGCGUGAGGAGAAACGGAAAAAGGAGGAGGAGGAACUGAGGAAGAAGGCAGAAGAAGAGGAAAAGCGACGGCGGGACGAAGAGGAAGAGAGGCGGCGGCAGGAAGAGGAGGAAAUGAGGAAGAGAUUGGAGGAGGAGAGGAGGAGAGAGGAGGAGGAGGCAGCCAAAAAGGCGGCGGAGGAAGCGGAGAAGAAAGCGGCCAAGGAGCCACAAACCAGGGAGGAUCCGGAUAUCGAACUGGUCGCGGAGGAGACGCUGGAUGACAACCUGCCAGAGGAGGAGGACGGGGUGUUGACGGAGGAGGAGCAGGAGGAGGAAUGGCGAGCGCAGGAAGGUCUCGGGUCUGCUGUGGAGACCAACGGUACUCAGGCUGAGACCGGACCUCGCCUGGAUGAGAAGGUGGAGGAUUCCAAACAUGAACUGCUUGCCCUCACUUCUUCUGGUGCUGACUUGGACAGACGGUCCACCCGUCCCGCUUCCCAUCCUGAAAGUAAAACUCGUCCUCCGGCUAAGGCCCAGGGAUCUAGAAGUCAGGAGAAGAGGGAGCAGAGGAGGCGAAGGGGGCUGGAGCACAACCAGCGAGAGACGGAACGAGCCGCCUCUUCCUCCAUGGGCGGCGUGGAUCAAAGCUCCCCGCCGAAGGAGCCGAUGCAGCGAGAGCGAGCGGACAGCAAGGAGCUGGACCAGUACACCUUUGUGGCCUGGAAGAUGAAAGAAGACAAAGGAGGGAAGAAGGAGCUGAAAAAUACGCCUCCAUCAUCCGCCGCCGUUCGUCCGACGACGUUGUCCUUGCAAAUCACCGACUUCUCUCUGCGCGAGAAAAUCGUUGCAGACGGCGGCGCCGUCAGCCUGCAGCGCCGCCACGGGCCCAUCAAGGAGAAGCCGGAGAAGCAGAAGGGGAAGCGAGGAGAUGGAGAACACUCUCCACCUCACAGCGGAGAGGAGAGAAGAUCCAAACAGCCACUACGUGACACAGCCUCAUCCUCCUUUGACAGCGUGUCUCUGGGCUCCGAGGGUGCUGGUGCUCUUCUAACCAGAGAGAUGAUUUUGUCACCGGAGAUUUACGGGGAAAGCUUGAAGGGGAGCUCCAUGAGAAGGAGAACCCAGGACGACUCUGCCCUCACCACCCCGUCCACGCCGGACAGGUCGGGAGGUUUCUUCAGCAAGAUCCUGAAGAAGCGCCCCCACAAGGAGGCUCACACUCCAGACAACGGGGAGGUGACGCUUGCCCAGAUACUCAAUGACAAACCACCAGGGGGUGAAGCUCCAGCACCCGGGCACCCAUCGAGGGCGUCGUCCCACUCCCAAGGAGAUCGAUCCAGUAAGAGCUUGGGCCGCAACCCCACCAUCAAGAUCAGCCGUGCCACGCGGGUCUCCGAGAAGUGGAACGCGUCGCUGGAUCGGGAGAUCACCAACGCCAACGAGCUGCGGCACCUGGAUGAGUUUCUGGGGAACCAGGUCAAUGACUUCCGCUCCAGGGGGAAGUCCCUCUCCGCUACGGAGGCCAUCUUUGUCACCGCCACCAUGCAGUUCAGAGAGACCAUCAAGGCCAUGUAUUCCUUCCCCAAGCCAACCAUUGGCUACAAGGGUCUGAUGACUGGCUACCAGAACAAAGUCAUCCAUCUGGCAGGCGACAAGCAAAAAGGGGAAGUCCAGCUGGUGGUCAACCUCUUCCAGUCCGUCUUGGAUGGUUUUAUUAGAGGGGAGAUGAAGAAGGAGGAGGCGGAGCCUACCAAGCCUGCUAAAGCCAGGAAGAAGCGGCGGAAAAAAGACAAAAGUAUGGAGAGCCCCUUGGACCAUGUGUUCAUCAACUACCAGGUCAGCAUCAUGCAGUCGUGUGACCAGUGCACGUCCUACAUCUGGGGGAUGGAGAAGGCCUACAUGUGCAGCUAUUGUAAAAUGGUGUGUCACAAAAAGUGUCUGAGCAAAAUAGUCACAGACUGCUCCACCUUCUGCGCCAAAAAGAGUGACGAGGAGUCUGGCGCUCAGCAUUUCGGCGUGCGUGUGUGUCACCUGGUCAGCGAGAAGAAUCCGGUGCCCAUGGUUCUGGAGAUGAUGUUGGAGCACGUGGAGAUGCAGGGCCUCUACACCGAGGGAAUCUACCGCAAGUCGGGUGCAGCCAAUCGCAUGAAAGAGCUGCACCAGCGACUGGAGACGGACCCUCACCUGGUCUGCCUGGAAGACUACCCCAUCCACACGGUGACGGGCUUGGUGAAGCAGUGGCUGAGGGAGCUGCCAGAGCCUCUCAUGACCUUCACUCAUUACAAUGAGUUCCUUCACGCAGUAGAGCUUCCGGACAAACAGGAGCAGCUCUACGCCAUCUACAAAGGGCUGGAGGAGCUGCCGAUGGCAAACUUCAACACACUGGAGAGGCUCGUCUUCCACCUUGUCAGGGUGUGCAAAGAGGAGGCUCACAACCGCAUGUCUCCUAACUCCUUGGCCAUCGUGUUUGCGCCGUGCGUCCUGCGCUGCCCGGACAGCGCCGACCCACUUCUCAGCAUGAAGGACGUCGCCAAGACCACCACAUGCGUGGAGAUGCUCAUCAGCGAGCAGAUCAGACGCUACAACGAGAAAAUGGAGGAGAUCGAGCAGUUGGAGUUUGCCGAGGUGCUGGCCGUGAACCAGCUCAAACUCAAGAGGCAGAACACGCCCUGCUGGCAUUUACCGCUCAGGUUCUCAGCUCCUUACAAAGGAGUGGUGGUCCACGAAAAGGUCAGCUCGGACCUUAAAGCCGUCCCUGAGAACGAGCCCCUGGACUCGGACGCUGAGGCGGAGAUGAACCUGGUGGAGCGCAUCAAGUCCAUUAAGCAGGAGAAAGAGGAUCUGGCUUGUCGGCUCCCGGAGAUGGAGCAGCCUGGUUCCGACCAGGAAAACCUGGACUCCGAAGCCUCGCUGAGCUCCGAGAGCCUCCUGGACGAGCAGCAGCAGCGUUCCUCCGCCCAUAACUCGGAACCUGAAGGUGGAGUUGGCCCUCAGCAGAGGCGAUCCAAGUCCGCUUACCCGCCCCAAAUCUCCAGUCUGGCGCAGAGACCGACGCUCCCUGGCGGACGUGCCUGUCUUCAAGACGCCCCUGCUAUCUCCUCCUCCUCUUCCAUCUCUGAUCGCUCCAGCAUCUCCUCCUGCAGGCGCCCGCCACAGCGCCGCAACCCCAUCAUCCCGGACACGGUUAAACUGCCCCCGGGGAUCCACAACUCUGGUCCGGCUCGGCCUUCCACGCCUCCCGGAAAGCGAGCUUUUCACUUCCUGGUGAGGAGGCGGGAUCACCCCGGGCGGCGUAAAGACAGCACCCAGUCGCUCUACAUCGACGGGUCCGAGUGCGAGCUCUUGGCGCAUUUCUCCUCCUGUCCUCCUUCUGCCUCCUCCUCGUCCUCCUCCAUCUCCACGGCCGCGCCGUGUCCUCCGUGCUGGGCAAAGGAGACGGCGGAGGACAACAGACGCUUUUCCGACCCGGACAUUCCUUACAUGGACGAUGACGUCUGAGAAGGUGGACGUUUCAAUUAACUCAUCAAGGAACGGACGACAUGUUGCCAAGCACCUUUUCUACUUUUUUUUUUUAAAGAUAUUGAGGUUACAGUUCAGUCAAGAGAGCGUUUGUGUGUCAUGUCGCCCCCUAUUGGUGGAUCAGCAGAGUGUUUGCCCCAAUUUAUGCUAAUUUAAGCUUCCAGUCGCACUUUUUUUUCACUUCUUAGUUCUCCGAAUGGAAAAAGUGAAGCCGACAUGCUCACAGAAAUACUAGCUUGUGCCUUAAUUCAUAGACAACUCCUUUUUUGUAUUGUUGUUAUGAUGUUUGACGCUCAUUUGGAUGAUGCAUGUGUUGAUGUUGGGGCUUCUCGUACAGGUGGAUUGUACUGUGACCUGCCGGACAACAAACCACACCAAAAUAGGAAUUCAUUGUCCUCGCGUAGCAACGGGAAAUGCGAGCAGCACACGCCACUUUUUCCCUUUAUAACACGCCACAGUGUCUUUUGACCGGACUUUUUCCAAGAACGAGCAUCGGCUUCCCAACGGUCCCACCAUGAAUGUUCUGCUGCCAACAUGGUUUUAAUACUAAUGUUCCUCUCUUGACUGAUGUAGGAUUGCAUCUUCUGGACCGGGAUGCGUCGUGUGGAAGAGAGAGUGUAUGUUUGGGACUGAAUGACAUCAAGGAAUGCUUAUUAAAAGUAUUAAUACAGAA
Messenger RNA from Doryrhamphus excisus (bluestripe pipefish), 7970 nucleotides. It is a transcript of the gene myo9bl, whose product is annotated as myosin IXb-like. NCBI's taxonomy places the organism in Eukaryota, Metazoa, Chordata, Actinopteri, Syngnathiformes, Syngnathidae. Gene Ontology annotation, biological process: actin filament-based movement; intracellular signal transduction; lamellipodium morphogenesis. Gene Ontology annotation, molecular function: ATP hydrolysis activity; GTPase activator activity; ATP binding. Gene Ontology annotation, cellular component: myosin complex; lamellipodium; actin filament. The record is from RefSeq and is a predicted model, not a curated record.